Messenger RNA from Bufo bufo (common toad), 2378 nucleotides. Its product is annotated as gastrula zinc finger protein XlCGF57.1-like. The transcript has 2 exons. The coding region runs from base 213 to 2138 and encodes 641 amino acids. Lineage: Eukaryota; Metazoa; Chordata; Amphibia; Anura; Bufonidae. The record is from RefSeq and is a predicted model, not a curated record.
AAACUCAUUACGAAGGCAAGAAAUUGAAAACCACUCCCAUCGACCACCUCAUGAAGGUUAUUGAGAGAAUGCCAAGAGUGUAUAAACCCAUUAUUCGGAGAUGUAUUUGGAAACCUGUCACACCAAAAAACUGAUCUCAUAGCUGCUGACAAGGAUUUGAAUCAUUAUCUGUAAACAGAACAGAAAUCCUUAAAAUAUACUACCCAAAUGGGAUGCAACCAUCUGUAAGGAUGGCAGACAAGCAGUUCACCUUAUCUGAAGAUGGCAAUGGCACAGUAGAUAAUUCAAGACAAUAUUCAUUUGUAAUCGUCAAGGAGGAGCCAGUCUCAUGUGAUACAGAUAAUCCUACAUACCGUGCUGUCUAUACAAUCACAGAUCAUAAACUGCAAGAAGCAUCUUCUUACAUUAAAGAAGAACCAACCUCAUGUGAUAUCACACAUCUCUGGAACAAUGCCACAUGUACACAGAAUGAUCAUACACUAAAAACAUCUACUCCUAAGGAGGAACAUGAUUCAUCUGACAGAAGUAGUUCUAUCAAUGCAGACAGCUGUAUACCCACAGACUAUAGAAAACAAGAUCUGUCCUCUCCUAUUAAGGAAGAAUCAGACCCAUUUCAUAGUGGUGGUCUCACCACUUUAUGUCAUACAGAACAGGAACUAGUUAAAAUGAAAAAGGAACCAGCCUCAUGGGAUGGAGAAAAUAUAAUAAAUCCUAAAGUAUAUAAGCCAGUAGAUCUUGCACAAGAAUAUCUGCCACAUGAUAUUAAGGAGUCCAAUUUAAAUGACGCGCCAAACACUGACAUUAAUUCAGUCAUAAGUGAUACAAAGUGCCUGUUGACUCACAUAAAGCAGGGACCAGAUUCAUUUAGUGAAAAGAAUAUGUUGGACAAAAACUGGUAUGCACUUAGAGAGAGUACAGAUUUAUCUCAUCUUCAGGGUGUUCACAUUAAGCAGGACAACUCAGUUAUUCCUCCCAAUAAAAGCAGCAGGAACAUUGAAGACUGUGAGUUUAUAUGUGUUGACUGUGAAGGAAGUUUUAGUGAUAUCUCAGAUCUGAGAAAACAUCAGUGUCAUCAUGUUAAGCAGAAGGUAUUUCACAAUUCUGACUCAGAGUCUGAAGACAUCCAAAAUCCGAGUUCAUAUGAAUGUCUACAGUGUUAUAAAGUUUUCCACGCUAAUUCUCAACUGCUUGUCCAUAAAAAAAAACACACAGGAGAAAAGCCGUUUAAGUGUACUUGUGGAAAGCGGUUCUCUGAGAAAGGAAAGUUAGUCCGACAUGAACAAACUCACACUGGCGAGAGACCGUAUGCCUGUGUAGAGUGCAGUAGACAGUUUGCUGAGAAAGGCAAACUAGACAGGCAUAAAAAAACUCACAAAGAUGAAAGAUGCUCAGAAAGCGGAAAGCAUUUUCUAGAUACUACCCAACUUGCCGUACAUCAGCGAAUUCACAGAGGAGAGAAACCUUUCGAGUGUUCGGAAUGUGACAAAUGUUUUCAGAGCAAUAACCAACUCUUGGUGCAUCAGAGAAGCCACACAGGUGAAAAACCUUUUGCGUGUAUGCAGUGUGGCAAACGGUUUACUGAAAAAGGUAAACUAGUGAGGCAUGAAAGGUCUCACACUGGUGAGAGACCAUUUGAAUGUAAACAAUGUGGAAAAUGUUUUGCAGAGAAAGGUAAGUUGUCCAGACACCAAAGAACUCACUUGGAAGAGAAAGAAUUUCGUUGUUCUGAAUGUGGUAAAGAUUUGAGCAAUAAGUUGUCACUCAUCAUUCAUCAGAGGAUACACACUGGUGAGAAACCAUAUGUUUGUUCUAAGUGCGGUAAAUGCUAUACGUACAAGUCCUCUCUAACAAAACAUGAGAACAUCCACUCACAGGAGAAUCAGUACACUUGUACGGAAUGUGGGCGACAUUUCAGUGAGAAACGGAAUUUGGUGCGGCAUUACCGGUCUCACACUGGAGAGAAGAAGUUUAUGUGUAUGGAGUGUGGCAAAAAUUACUGUGAUAAGUCAUCCCUAGUAAUCCACCAGAGGCUUCAUACCGGGGAGAAGCCAUUUGUUUGUUCAUACUGUGGAAAAUGUUACAGUGACAAAUCUUCUUUAGGAAAACAUGAGCGACUUCAUAGAGAGGGGAAAUUGUAGAAUGGUCUCUAAGGAGUUCUUGCUCAAAAUGAAAUGGAAACUGUAGUAGGAAUUAGGCUAUAUUCACAUAACAGUGGAGGAAAAACAGCCAUUAAAAAACGGUUAAAAGGUUUGUCUGUUUUUUUCUAAUUUUUUAUAUUGAUGACCUAUCCUCAGGAUAGGUCAUCAAUAUCAGAUCGGCGGGGGGCGGCCAACUCCCGCAGAUCAGCCGUUUGAACAGAAAACAUGAAAACAAAUGAA